AUGGGGACGAGGAAGACGCUGGCGACGGGGGCGAGUAGCGUGAUGGAGAUGGUGGCGAGGGGGUUGCUGGGGGGAGUUGAUGGGGGAGAGAAGAAGGAGGAGGACAAGUAUGAUGAGGGCAAGGCGGAGGAUUUGGCGAGGGCGUUUGAGGAUGCGUGGCGGGAGUGGGCGUAUGGGGGGCUGGUGGACGACAUGUUUGAUCAUGUCAAGGGGACGGAGGAUGUCGAGGGGCAUUCGCCGAUGAUGAAGGCUGCGUUGGAUUAUACGAUUAUACAUCUAGCUACGUUUGCUCACCACAUCUUUAUUCUCUCACCCGAGGGCCAGUAUCUCCUCAAGCUCAUUGAAAACAUCAACAGCCUGAUCCCCUACAAGAUGAUCAAGCAGACGCUGCGCAUUGGCAAUGCUGCUACUAUGAUUAGCGGCAUGAUGCGUCUGAUGCUGGCCAAGCUAAGCGUCACGAGUCUGACGAAUUGGGUUGGCUUGACGGCGAACGCUGACGACGGGAUGAAUCUGCUGCAGCGGAUUAUUUCGCUUGUCUUAUCGUGGGACGCGUCGGAGUUUAAGAAGAGCGCGGAAAAGGUUGAGAAGAGCAAGAGUGAUGCGGCGCCGACGGAGGAGAUGCUCGAGGCGAUACGGAUGUAUGUCUCGCUGCCGAGGAGUGAGCAUGUUGCUGCGAGAGAGGAGAGCGUCAAGAGCGGGAGGUCGAUCAUCGUGACGAUUCUUGAAGCACAGGAUGCAAGGCUUGCGGCGGGCAUGACGGACGCUCAGCACAGGCUGUGCCUGGAGUACUACUCUGCGCUGCUGUCGGUGCAUGAUCGCGAGGCGAUUACGGCGGUGCUGUGUCGCACGCCGCCGGAUCUGUUUACGCAGGCGGUUAAAGACGUGGUGGGUGCGUACGAGCCGAUGAUUCGGAGCGUGCAUUCGCGGGUGGAUUUGCGGUUUUAUCUAGAGGCGACGCAGGGGUUUAUCACGGACUUCAUAAGGGCGAGUAGGCCGAAGAAGGGGAGCGGGGAUGAAGGGGAUCGAUUGGCGAGUGUGGAGGAUUACGUGGUGCUGUUGAGGAAUAAUCGCGGGUUGCUGUAUCGGUGGAUUCACGACUUUGCCAAGAAUUGCCCCGAGGUGUGGGAGGAGUUUCGGCGGUGGGCGAAGGAUGUGGCUGUGAGGUUUAGACAGCCAGGUCCUGGUGAUGAAGGGAAGAAGAGGAGUAUGAAGGAGCUGUUGAAUGGGCUGUUUGCUUCUCUUGAUGAUGAGGAGACUAGGGACAAGGUGCUUCGGGCGAUUGAUUCCCACGCGCGGUAUCUUGAUUCCGUUACGCAGCUUUCUAAGCGACGCUUGCAGAUGGUUAUUAACGCUACUGCUUCUUCUUCUGCUGCUACUACGCACAGAUCCAUGACGUCUGGGCCGGGCGUCUAUCUCUCGCAGUGGCAGUCCCUGCUCGACACGACGGUGAUUACGCCAUCUUCGAAGGAGGGCCCGCCUCGGCAUGGCGAGGAUGUAAAGUUUGUUACGACGAUGGGGAAGUUGGGGCUUGGGGGGAGGAAGUUGGCUGGGGGGAGGGGGGAUGGCGAGGAGGAGCUGAAGGCGCCGGAUGUGAGGGUUGUGGUGGAGGGGUUGGGGGAGAAGUUUAGGGGGGUUGUGAGGGGGAGGGCGAGGGAGGAUUGA
Messenger RNA from Trichoderma gamsii, 1662 nucleotides. RefSeq lists its product as hypothetical. The record is from RefSeq and is a predicted model, not a curated record. NCBI's taxonomy places the organism in Eukaryota, Fungi, Ascomycota, Sordariomycetes, Hypocreales, Hypocreaceae. The transcript is spliced from 2 exons. Bases 1 to 1662 code for a protein of 553 amino acids. Gene Ontology annotation, molecular function: phosphatidylinositol binding.